Molecule: messenger RNA, 2932 nt
Organism: Astyanax mexicanus (Mexican tetra)
Lineage: Eukaryota; Metazoa; Chordata; Actinopteri; Characiformes; Acestrorhamphidae
Gene: pter
Product: phosphotriesterase related
Exons: 5
Coding region: 146-1195 (349 amino acids)
Biological process (GO): catabolic process
Molecular function (GO): zinc ion binding; hydrolase activity, acting on ester bonds
Source: RefSeq, a predicted model, not a curated record
GUAAUCUCGCGAUAUUACGGUGUUGAAAUCCCGGGACCUGUUGCUUUGUGUGGAGUGUAGCUGGAGAACGUAGGGCAGAUCUGCAGAGGAACAGCGAGCAGCUUCACAUCAUACAGUUUUAUCUCCAGUUCUAAUCCUCACAGUCAUGUCCACUCUGAGCGGUAAAGUCCAGACGGUUCUGGGUCUGGUGGAACCGGACCAGCUUGGUCGCACCCUGACUCACGAGCACCUGAGCAUGUCCUAUGAGUGUUGCUUCUUCCCCCCACCCGCGGGCGACGAGGCCAUGGCCACGGCUCCCUUCGAGAUGAAGAACAUGCACUGGCUCCAGCAGAACCCCUACAGCCACCGGGAGAACCUGCUGCUGGCCCAGGAGAACGAGGCGGUGAAGGAGGAGCUGCUGAGCUUUAAGAAGGCUGGAGGAGGAACCAUAGUGGAGAACACCACCACGGGCAUCACCCGGAACCUGCCCGCGCUGCGCCAGCUCUCCAAGGAUACGGGGGUCCACAUCGUGGCGGGGGCGGGGUACUACGUGGACGUUACACACUCGGCCGAGACGAGGAACAUGACGGUGGAGAAGCUCGCUGACGUCAUUGUGAGCGAGGUGCUGCACGGGGCGGAUGGCACCGACAUUCGCUGUGGCGUGAUUGGAGAGAUCGGCACCAGCUGGCCAAUCACAGACAGCGAGAAAAAGGUCCUCCAGGCUGCUGCACACGCCCAGAAGCAGCUGGGCUGUCCAGUCCUCAUCCACCCAGGCCGGAACAACGCCGCCCCCAAAGAGCUGAUCCGUAUCCUGCAGGAGGCGGGAGGAGACGUCUCCAAAACCACCAUGUGUCAUUUAGACAGGACUAUUUAUGACCCUGCUGAGCUGCUGGAGUUUGCUAAGCUGGGAAGCUACCUGGAGUACGACCUGUUUGGUACAGAAAUGCUGAACUACCCCUUUAAUCUGAAGGUAGACAUGCCGAGCGACAGCCAGAGGAUUCAGACCUUGGCGUUCCUGAUUAAAGAAGGCUACGAGGACAAGCUGCUUAUCGCUCAUGACAUCCACACCAAGAACCGCCUGACCAAAUACGGAGGCCACGGCUACUCCCACAUCCUGAACAACAUCGUGCCCAAAAUGCUCACCCGGGGUAUCACCCAAACCCAGGUGGACAAGAUCCUCAUACACAACCCCAAAGCUUUCCUAGCCUUCAAAUAGAUCCUCACACAGAUCUGACCUCAACCAAUCACAGAGUAGCAGACCGACCACCAGCCAAUCACAACUGUUUCCUAAAGUGCUUUAAUGACAAUCAGCUGCUUAUUAUAUUAGUUAUGUGACGUGUCUGUCUGUGUAGCAAAACCAAUAUUGAAGAUUUCUGAUUGGUGCUAAUAUUUCAAUAUUUUAUUGAUGGAUGGAUGGGUGGAGAGAUGGAUGGGUGGAGAGAUGGAUGGGUGGAGAGAUGGAGGGAUAAAUUGAUAGAUGGAUGGACAAAUAGAUAGAUGGAUGGAUGGAUAAAUGGUUAAAUGUAUGGAUGGAUGGAUGAAUAGAUAGAUGAUAACUAGGUGGAUAGAUGAAUAGAUAGAUAAAUGGAUGGAUGAAUAGAUGGAUGGGUGGAUGAAUAUACAGACAGACAGACAGACAGACAGAUAGAUAGAUAGAUAGAUGAAAACAAAGAGAUGGAUGGAUAAAUUGAUAUGUGGAUGGAUGGAUGAAUAGAUAGAUAGGUGGAUAGAUGGAUGGAUGAAAAGAUUUAUUGUCUAAUUAAUGGUAACCCUGACUUUUAGUGUAGCUGAGCAUUUACAAUAGACAGGGAUUGAAAUUCUAUAAUAUAUAUAUAUAUAUAUAUAUAUAUAUAUAUAUAUAUAUAUAUAUAUAUAUAUAUAUUAGCCAAAAACAGCAGAGGAAAACAAGCAAGCUAGCAUUAAGAGUAAUUACUAUAAAAAGAUCAAAUUACAGUUUUAAAUAAAUCAUUCAAAGCAAAGAAGCACGAUAAAUCAAACGAAAAAGAGAAGAAAAUUAAGUUAAAAUGAAUAACAGACAAAAACCAAAAAUACAGUACUAUUUAAAGUAAUAAGCACAUUUGAAUUUGAUUUAAUGUUACCCCUCAGAAAACAUCAGUAAAUGAUCUGCGUCUGAAACUGAAAUAUAUACUAAAUAUUGGUUUCUAUAAAAUAUUUUUUUCUAUAAACCUCCCUCUGUAUGAGCUGUGGCCUCUAGACCAGGGAGAUUUGUGUUUGUUUUAAUGACUGGAUUCAAACCUCAAAGGCUGUCCUUUUAAGUUUCUUGCCAAACAGGCAGUUAGACAGUCACUCCACUCUAGAGCUGUGAAACUACGGACAUUUCUAUGCCAAAAAAAGAAUAGAAAGGUAAAUUUUGCUUUAUUUUUAUGUCUUGUCAUUUAUGACACAGCUUUAACUGCUGCUCCUGAUCCUCAAGUGUGAAGAGAUCUUGGAUUUAAUCAACUAAAAAAUACGCUAUGAAUAAAAUAUAAAGUGUACAAAAGAAGUACAGUCUAAAACAAUGAUUUCACUUUGGCAAUACUGUGGAAAUUACAGUUUUGGACUUUUUUAUUAUGAUUUAUUAUGUUUAAUUGUAAUUUCUUAGGGAAAAGCUCGGCUUGAUUAAUUAGCAGCAGCUCAGUUCAAUAAAUCCAAAACUUUCCAGUCAAAUAUGGAACUUACUGAUUUGAUGAAUGAGACACCCUUAGAUUUCACACAAAUGCCUUCUGAUAAUCAUCUUCCUUUAUUCGGACCUCUAAUAAUAAUAAUGAGGACAUUCUUUAUCAAUAUUCAAAGCAAUGUUUUGUCAUUAACAAGCUGUAAUCGUUAUUCUUCCAAACAAGGACAAAAGCCUAAUUAAAACUGCGUAACAAUACGCUUUUGAUUGCACUGUGACUAACUAUGCACACUAACUGCAACAGAAAAAUAAACAAUGCUCAUCUUUUUGCAAAGCAAA